Candoia aspera is the source of this 1805-nucleotide messenger RNA. RefSeq names its product DEAD-box helicase 28 (gene DDX28). The coding region runs from base 21 to 1688 and encodes 555 amino acids. The record is from RefSeq and is a predicted model, not a curated record. The transcript has a single exon. Gene Ontology annotation, molecular function: nucleic acid binding; ATP binding; RNA helicase activity. Lineage: Eukaryota; Metazoa; Chordata; Lepidosauria; Squamata; Candoiidae.
UUUUCUCGUCCUGGUCCCUCAUGGCGCUCCCGCUUUGCGGAGCUCGUCGAGCCGCGGCGGCCGCCCAAUUUCCCCCGUGGCUGCCGCCGGCCGUGCGCGGUUGGAUGCCGCGCCGGGCCUCCGGAGCGCCGCCGCCUGACGACCACGUGGUGCGGAUCCCCCACGCCUGGAAGCUCCGGCUGGAGCAGCCCGCGUCCAGGCGGGAGCGAGGCGCGACCCCCGAGGCGGAGGGCGGCGGGCCCUUCGGGGGGAAGCUGCUGCUGCGGACCCGGCGGCGGGAGCUGAUCCAGACCGCCCGGCACACGGUGGGCCGCCUGGAGAGGCCGCGGCUGGUGUCGGACGGCUGGAAGCACCGCUUGUCCCGCGGGGAUUAUUUCCAGCUGGAGCGGACGCGGACGGAGCCCCCUCAGGAGCGGGACGGCGGGGGCGCCGCGACCACCUUCCUCGAGCUGGGGCUGGAGCCUCGCGUGGCGGCCCCCUUGCGCGAGGUCCUGGGCAUCUCGCGGCCCACGGCGGUGCAGAAGCGCACCAUCCCCGCCCUGCUGAAGGGGGGCAACGCGCUCUGCGCGGCGGAAACCGGCAGCGGCAAGACCCUGGCCUACCUGCUGCCUCUCGUCCAGCGGCUGUUGCAGGCCCAGAGGCCCCCUGAGGGGGCGGUGCCCGCAUCCUCUCCCCGCUCCUUGGUGGUGGUGCCCUCCCGAGAACUCGCGGGGCAGGUGCGCAGAGUUGCAGUGGCCUUGGGCGCUCCCUUGGGCUUGCAGGUGAAGGAGAUUGGCGGCGGCCGGGGCGUGGCCGUGGUUCGGCGCCAGAUCCGUGCGGGUCCCGCCGACCUCCUGGUCGCCACUCCGGGUGCCCUGAGCAAAGCCUUGAAGAGGCAGAUAUUGUCCUUGGGGAAAUUGCUCUUCUUGGUGUUGGACGAAGUGGACACUCUGCUGGAUGCCUCAUUCAUCGAUCUGGUGAAAGAUAUCAUUCAGCAGGCUUUCCUGAAAGAUCUGGCUCCGGCCCCAGAGUUGGAAGACUGUGGUGAGGUUUGGGAUCCCAAAGCCCAGCUGGUGGCCAUGGGUGCCACUAUUCCAAAGGGGCUGAAUCAGCUCUUGAGUGAGUCUGCUGAUCUCUCCAACUUCACUAUAUUGACCGGCUCACGUUUGCAUUAUCUGCAGCCUCACGUGGAGCAAAAAUUCAUACGUCUGAAGGGCUGUGACAAGGCCGCAGAGCUGCUACAACUCCUCAAAGAGCGAGGGCCCUCCUCCGGAGCUGUUAUUAUUUUCUGCAACAGAGCCAGCACUGUUAGCUGGCUUGGUUACAUCUUAGAAGACCAUAAGAUCAAGCAUUUACGCCUACAGGGAGAAAUAGCGGCAGUUACAAGAGCUGGCAUUUUUAAUGCCUUCCAGAGAGGCGAUUCUGACAUCUUGCUGUGUACUGAUAUAGCUUCCCGGGGAUUGGAUACCAUUCGCGUAGAGUUCAUAAUUAACUAUGACUUCCCUUUAACAUUACCUGAUUACCUGCAUCGGGUGGGGCGAGUCGGUCGCACCGGCAGUAAAUUCCUUGGGACUGUAAUCAGCUUCGUAACCCAUAGAUGGGAUGUAGAUCUUGUCCGGAAAAUAGAAACAGCAGCUCGGAAAAGAAGUCCGCUCCCAGGGCUUGAUAUAGUUGUUGAGGAUUCUUUGCCUAAAAAGAGGAAUUUCUGAAUUUGCCUGGAGGACCUACAAUUAAUGCAAUGUUUGCAGUGAUUCCUAAUUAGAUUUCUAACUUUUUGUAUAUUUGACUUUGGACCAGCUCAACUCCUGAAUAAAAUUGUGCUAAUA